AGCCUAUCACACAAUUUCUUAUCAGAACUUCCUGCAACAUACAAUGACCUAUUCAAGUUAAGGAAACUAAAUCUGAGCAAUAACUGGAUAGUAAACAUUCCUGCGUGUGUGUUCCAAAUGAGGACUCUGGAUUUUCUGCACCUGGGAGGAAACAAAAUCGAAAACAUUACAGAGAGUAUUAAAUGUUUAGAGAGCUUGACAAUUCUGAUUAUUGACAAUAACAAGAUCAGUGUACUGCCUCGAUCUAUUUGUUUAUUGACCUCUUUGGAACUCUUAAAUUUGGAUUAUAACAAAAUACAAACACUUCCAAAUGACCUGUUUUUAUUAAGAAGACUAAGACGAAUUGCAUGGAACCCAGUCGACAAGGGUCUUCAUAUUCGAAACAAUCCUUUAGUGAGGCCCUUAUCAGAAGUUGUAGAAGGUGGAAUAGAUAUGCUAUUCAGUUACCUUAAAGACAUAAAAAAAAUAAACUGA
Molecule: messenger RNA, 474 nt
Organism: Staurois parvus
Lineage: Eukaryota; Metazoa; Chordata; Amphibia; Anura; Ranidae
Source: the annotation of a GenBank genome assembly